GGCCUUGUGGUCCUGGCUCUCCAGCUCCGCGCCGGAGCCCGGACUUGGCCGCGAGGCUGUGCCCUUCCCCGGGACGCCGUGGAGCUCGGUGUGGAGUUGGCUGCGGAAGCCUCCCGGCGGUGGCUUUCAUCUAUUUUUGGUGGUGAAAGUUUUUCCCAUCCGCGUUUUAAUGCGUUGACGGAGUUUGCAGUACUCUACCUCUUCACGACCCCGACCCCGAGUGAUUUCCUUCCCUGGACUGUAAACGUGUUUUCCUCCGAUCGGCGCUGACGACCAGAGAUGAAGAUUUUAUAGUUGUCUAAAAACUACGUCGAAAUAGGGCUCAAGAUGGAUAAAAAGUCCUUUGAGACGGUGCUGGAUGAAAUCAGGAAGGCUGUCUUGACAGAAUAUAAAUUAAAAGCAAUUGAAUACGUGCAUGGAUACUUCUCUAGUGAACAGGUGGUUGAUUUAUUGAGAUACUUUUCCUGGGCAGAGCCUCAGUUGAAAGCAAUGAAAGCAUUACAGCAUAAAAUGGUAGCUGUUCAUCCAGCAGAAGUGGUCAAUAUACUCAACUGCUUCACCUUCAGUAAAGACAAGCUAGUUGCUCUUGAACUGUUAGCUUCAAACAUUGUUGAUGCACAGAACUCCCGCCCCAUUGAAGAUUUGUUCAGAAUAAACAUGUCUGAGAAGAAACGGUGCAAGAGAGUACUGGAGCAGGCUUUCAAAGGGGGCUGUAAAGCUCCUCAUGCUAUGAUAUCUUCUUGUGGAACCAUCCCAGGAAACCCAUAUCCCAAAGGAAAACCCAGUCGUAUAAAUGGAAUAUUCCCAGGAACCCCUUUGAAAAAAGAUGGUGAAGAAUGUACCAAUGAAGGCAAAGGAAUUGCUGCACGGAUUCUUGGACCAUCCAAACCACCUCCUUCAACAUACAAUCCACACAAACCUGUUCCUUACCCAAUACCUCCAUGCCGACCACAUGCAACUAUUGCACCAAGUGCUUAUAACAAUGCAGGUCUGGUACCAUUAGCCAAUGUCAUAGCUCCAGGUAUACCCCCUCCACCUCCGUAUACUCCAAAUCAAGGAGGAACAGAAAAUGAAGAUCUUUCCAAUCAGUCAAAACCUACACAGAAUCAAACAUUUUCUACCCCAGCAAGUCAGCUCUUUUCUCCUCAUGGUUCUAAUCCUUCUACACCUGCAGCAACUCCGGUCCCUACUGCCUCCCCCGUCAAGGCAGUCAACCAUGCAUCUGCAUCAGCACCUGCCACCGGUUCUGGAUUGAACAUGCCCAGCACAGUACUUCCUGUGUUCCCAGGCCAGGUCUCCUCAGCUGUCCACGUACCUCAGCCGUCAACACCAAACCCAACAGUGAUCAGGACCCCCUCCUUGCCCACUGCACCCGCUGCUUCCAUCCACAGUACCACAUCUGCUCCUGUUCCUUCCAGUUUUUCCGGCCUAGUGCCACUGCCCGGGCCUUCUGCUCCUCCAACCCCAGCCCCUCAGGCCUCAUCUACGCCUCGGGCCACUCUUGCUUCCAACGAAACAUUUGUUUCCACUAGCCUGUCCUUCUCUGCCAGCUCUUCUGUUGCUUCUACUAACAAGCCAAGUUCUGCUUCACUGUCAUCGGCUUUUGCAGGUGUUCCUUUGCCCUUAACACCAACAUCCCAUGGGGUAGCCCACCCAAUGCCUUCUGUAAUUGCCAGUGGGUCUGUUCCCAGCACCACUGGCCCACUGGGUGCAAACAGUCCUCUUCUGUCUGCUCUAAAAGGCUUUCUGACAUCAAAUGACACCAAUUUAAUCAGUUCCUCUGCUUUGUCAUCUGCUGUCACCAGUGGACUGGCUUCAUUAUCCUCUCUUCCUAAUCGAAACUCUGAUUCUCCUGCAUCAGCCCUUAACAAGUGCUAUGCCCCGUCCACUGUCCCUGCCAUGCAGAGGUCAUCCACUCCGGGGCUGGCCAUGUUCCCAGGCCUGGCCUCUCCAGCAGCUAACUCUAUCGCCACUCCCCCAACCCAGCCUGCACAAGCUCUGCUAGCUGCUCCUGCAGCCUCUUCAGCCACAGUGCCUGUGAGCUGUGGCUCCUCCACGGCCCUCCUGCAUGGCCCCCACCCUGGCCCCACAGACCUGCGUAUUUCCUCCAACCCUGCUGUAACAACUGUUCCAGUUAUGAUCAAAACUGAGCCCACCAGUCCUACUCCCUCAGCCUUCAAAGGCCCAUCUCAUUCCGUAAAUCCCUCUCACGGCACUUUAGGUUUGUCAGGGACUCUGGGUCGUGCAUACACUUCGACCUCAGUGCCCAUCAGUUUGUCUACUUGCCUUAACCCUACCUUGUCAGGUCUUUCUGGUUUGAGUACUCCCUUAAAUGGUUCCAACCCCCUUUCCUCCAUUUCCCUCCCGCCACAUGCAUCCUCCACUCCCAUUGCCCCAGUGUUUACUGCUCUUCCUCCUUUCACUGCGUUGACCAGUAGCUUUCCUUUACCCAGCAGCCCAUCUCUUAAUCCCUCCGUGUCUCUGGCAGGGUCAUUGAUAGCCGCCUCUACAGCCACGCCACACCCCAGCUCCACAGCAGCUGCACUCUCAGGGCUCUCCGCCUCAGCUCCCGCCUCGGCAGCACCUUUCCCCCUCACCCUGCCCACUGCCAUGCCCUCGCUCUUCCCAGUCACCCAGGGUCCUCUUCCCCCUGCAAACCCCUCCUACCCUGGCUUUUCUGUCUCAAAUACCCCGAGUGUGACCCCUGCGGUCCCUUCGUUCCCGGGGCUUCAGGCGCCCUCCACAGUGGCUGCUGUCACGCCCCUGCCUGUGGCUGCCACAGCCCCAUCACCAGCUCCUGUCCUGCCAGGGUUCGCCUCAGCGUUUAGUUCUAAUUUCAACUCUGCUCUUGUUGCACAAGCUGGUUUAUCAUCCGGACUUCAGGCUGCUGGCAGUUCUGUUUUUCCAGGCCUUCUGUCCCUCCCAGGCAUCCCUGGGUUUUCCCAGAGUGCUCCACAGUCAUCCCUGCAGGAAUUACAGCACAGUGCGGCUGCCCAGUCAGCAUUGUUGCAGCAGGUCCAUUCAGCUUCUGCUCUGGAAAGCUACCCAGCUCAGCCGGAGGGGUUUCCUGCUUACCCUUCCACACCUGGAACACCUUUUUCCUUGCAGCCAAGUCUGUCGCAGACUGGAUGGCAGUGAUCAUCUCUAAAUGUUUCUUGUUCUUGGGAUCAACUUGAGAACUGCAGCGAACAAUCUGACAAAUGUGAAAUUGGCCAAAAGUUAGAAUAUGAGGAUAGAUAGGCCUAGGAAGCUGGGACAAGAGUUGAAAAAUUCCUGUUGCAUU
Messenger RNA from Dipodomys spectabilis (banner-tailed kangaroo rat), 3283 nucleotides. RefSeq names its product proline and serine rich 1 (gene Proser1). Lineage: Eukaryota; Metazoa; Chordata; Mammalia; Rodentia; Heteromyidae. The coding region runs from base 328 to 3138 and encodes 936 amino acids. The record is from RefSeq and is a predicted model, not a curated record. The transcript is spliced from 13 exons.